Molecule: messenger RNA, 300 nt
Organism: Ostreobium quekettii
Lineage: Eukaryota; Viridiplantae; Chlorophyta; Ulvophyceae; Bryopsidales; Ostreobiaceae
Source: the annotation of a GenBank genome assembly
AUGGUAGGCGGACCCAGGCAUGUCUUCUUUGUGGCAACUGGGGCGUUUUCACGCAUCUCUGCUGAAGAUCCUCCAGCAGAUGCUCUGCCAUUAUGUGAAAGUGGCAUGCUCGGUUGCCUGCAGAACCCAGAAACAAACCAGAUGCUCUUAAAAUGCUCUGGUUUAUUUUUGCAAGAUUUUGGAAGGGCCUCCUGUAUUGAAGGAACUUGCACAUGGCUAUUGUCUCGUGGCCAACCCAUUGCGUUUUUGGUCCAAGAGAAUGGCAGGCAUGGAAGUGGGGGAAUGAUCUUGCGGAAAUGA